This is a messenger RNA of Brassica oleracea var. oleracea, 1914 nucleotides long. Its product is annotated as putative fucosyltransferase-like protein. Lineage: Eukaryota; Viridiplantae; Streptophyta; Magnoliopsida; Brassicales; Brassicaceae. The coding region runs from base 176 to 1720 and encodes 514 amino acids. Gene Ontology annotation, molecular function: fucosyltransferase activity. The record is from RefSeq and is a predicted model, not a curated record. The transcript is spliced from 7 exons. Gene Ontology annotation, cellular component: membrane.
CAAAGCCUACCUGUAUAGUAUAUCAAAACACAGCAUUAAUCAGUCUCUCUCUCUCUCUCUCUCUCUCCCCAAAUCAAAACAAAACAACGUUAAAUCCCAAAUCCUUCCUUGGUUGAAACCUCGUAAAGGCAAAACCUCUAUCCUUUCUCCUCACCGAGAUUCGUCCUCUCGCUUCAUGGGUCUGUUCUCCAAUCUUCGAGGACCCAGAAUCGGAGCUGCCCACGACGAAUUGCCUCUAGCAAAUGGCUCUUCUUCUUCUUCGUCGUCUCACUCUUCAUCAAUCAGGCGAAAGCUGUCGAAUUUAUUACCAAUCUGCGUGGCUCUGGUAGUCAUCGCCGAGAUCGGGUUUCUGGGUCGGCUCGAUAAGGUCGCUUUGGUCGAUACGUUGACCGAUUUCUUCACUCAGUCUCCGUCGCUCUCUCAGCCUCCUCCGCCGAGUAGAUCCGAGAGGAAGAUCGAUGUGGUGGGGACGGAGAAGAUCUGCGAGGAGUGGUUGACGAGAGAAGACUCGGUGACUUACUCGAGGGACUUUGGUAAAAAUCCAAUCUUUAUCUCCGGUGGUGCCAAGGACUUUCAAUCUUGCUCUGUCGAUUGUACAUUUGAAGCUAGCGCAGGUAAGACACCAGAUGCUACGUUUGGAUUUGGUCAUAAACCUGAAACUCUUGGCAUAAUCCGUUCCAUGGAAUCAGCUCAGUACUAUCCUGAUAAUGAUCUCUCACAGGCACGACGGAGAGGUUAUGAUGUUGUGAUGACCACUAGUCUUUCAUCAGAUGUUCCUGUUGGGUACUUUUCAUGGGCGGAGUAUGAUAUUAUGGCUCCAGUACAGCCUAAGACCGAGAGGGCUAUUGCAGCUGCUUUUAUUUCCAACUGUGGCGCUCGUAAUUUUCGGUUGCAAGCACUUGAAGCCCUGAUGAGGACUAGAAUCAAGAUUGAUUCUUAUGGUGGUUGUCAUCGAAACAGGGAUGGAAAAGUUGACAAGGUUGAAGCACUCAAACGCUACAAGUUCAGUUUGGCUUUUGAGAACACCAAUGAGGAGGAUUAUGUCACUGAGAAGUUCUUCCAAUCUCUAGUUGCUGGAUCUGUCCCUGUGGUUGUUGGUGCUCCGAAUAUAGAAGACUUUGCUCCUGCUUCCGGCUCAAUCCUUCAAAUCAAGAGUAUGGAAGAUGUGGAGCCAGUUGCAAAGAGAAUGAAGUAUCUCGCAGAUAACCCUGCUGCUUAUAAUCACACACUAAGAUGGAAGUACGAAGGUCCUUCAGAUUCUUUCAAAGCACUUGUUGAUAUGGCUGCUGUGCAUUCUUCUUGCCGUCUCUGCAUUUUUCUGGCUACGAGGAUCCAAGAACAAGAAGAGAAAAGCCCUAGUUUCAAGAAACGGCCUUGCAAGUGCACCAGGGGAGGAUCAGACACAGUUUAUCAUGUUUUUGUUAGAGAAAGAGGCCGUUUUGAGAUGGAAUCCAUCUUUCUGAGGGGUAAGAAUCUGACUCUGGAAGCUUUGGAAUCUGCGGUUGUGGCCAAGUUCAAGUCAUUAAAACAUGAGCCGGUGUGGAAGAAGGAAAGGCCUGAAAGCUUAAAAGGAGAUAACGAGCUUAGAGUACACAAGAUUUACCCGCUUGGCCUCACGCAGCGACAAGCUUUGUACAACUUCAAAUUCGAGGGAAACUCGAGUCUAAGCACUCACGUUCAACACAUCCCUUGUGCUAAGUUUGAGGUUGUCUUCGUGUAGUUUCAUUCUCAAAGAUCUAUUUCUCGUCCUUAGUUUUGAAGGCAUUUCUCUCUGUGUUAAAAUCGCAAAAGUGCAAGAAACCGAUUAGAAAAGACAACGUCAUUUAAGUUAUGACACUGGUUUGUUUUAGGCAAGAGAUUUCUCUGUGUAAAUCAUUCGGACAUUGCAGAUGAUUUGUUGUUGCUUUCUUGGUG